AAAGUGAACACGUGCACUACAUGUGAAAUGUGACUUCGAAUUAGUAGUUCGGGGCGUUCGGGGUCAGAAAGGAGACGUAAAUUUGAAAGGUUAUAUGAAUUAAAUACAUUUAUUAGAAUUAGUACUGUGGUGCUGAGUAUAAUAGUCUGGUAUCUGUAAUACAAGAAGAGACUCAUGAUGACACCAAUUUGGAACAUUAAAGAUUUGCGUCCUCCUCCAAACCUAACCUAUGAAAUCCGGCUGUCACAUGUUAAUGCAGAUGAAUUUACAUCAGUAUGCUCAGAUGCCAUCUCAGUUUUGAACAACCAGGGAGCUCUUCAUGUAGAAGCUGCAGCUUUGUCUCGGCUGCUGUACCGGUUGAAAUCAAAACUGCGCUGUGACAAGGGCUUCAAAUUCAUGGCAAAGGUGAAUCGUGGACUUCUUUGCUACCUGUCUAUGGACUUGGCUAUGGUUCUUAAUACAAUUAAGCCAUCACCUUCUGAUAAUGGGUAUGACACAAUGUGUGCACCAUCCAGACAAAUGUUGGAGUGGGUUCUGGUACGGAUACAGGGCUUUGCUCGUCUGUUCUGCCAGCUGAUGCAAUUAUGCCAGGAUGCAGCAUUCUACAUGAAGUGUAGGCUGCAUUUGGGUCACAUGUGGGAUGUUGCUUUAAUCUCCCUAGGAAUUGUCAGUAGGAUAUGGGCAAUUUCAAAGUACCUGGUGCUGUGUGCAUGUGAGUGGUACAGGAAAUUGAAGCCAUAUCUUGAUAUUCUGGAACCUGUUGGGCUAUGUUGGCUUCCUUGUGGUUACCAUUUCCCAUCAGACCUGAGAGUUUGGCUUGAUGCACCACUGUUGACAGAUCCUCCGAAACCAAAGAGGUCAAGUAACAGCAAUAAGAAGCAACACAAGAUAUUUGACCUUAUUGAUCUUGGGAAUUCUGAGGAUGAGGAAGUGAUGGAGUCAAGUAAUGACAAUGAAAUGGAAGUGUUGCAGUCUAAUGGGACUGUAAUAUCUUCUGAAAAUAACACUGUUAAGUUUUCAACAGACGAGAAGGAGCAAGGAAAGGCAUUAAGUAAACAAAUGAAGCAUUUUGAAGAAACUGAAAAUGUUAUUAACAACAAUUAUACAAAUAAUUUAUUUCCACCUAAGAAGGACUUGAUUUCCAUGAUUGAGGAUGUAGGAGGUAUCUCUCACCUACUGCGGAUUUUUUAUUGGCCUGUGCUGUUUUACACACACAAAAAAUCCUGCCGAGGCUCUCUAUAGGCAAGGCUGGCAAUUUUCUGUUGGAUGUUAUCCUAACUGCGCUGUCUGUCAGCGAUCUGAGAGCAAAAGAUUGUACAUGGUGAAGAUUCGGUAGGAUUGUCAUUCCGUUGGACUGCCUGCUGUUGGUGAGUGUUAUAUCCUUCUGGUACAGUCUGGCAGCAUUAGCCGUUUCCGUACUAGCACAAAUCUCUUAGAAGCACUGAUUCUUGUGGUGUCGAUUUACUUGGUGCUUGGGAUCAGUGGGAGGAACGCGCCUCGCCAUCUUGGAAUAGCUGAAGCCAAUUAUUCGAGGCGUGUAACAAUAUAAAUUAUGUGCUUCUAAGAAAAGAAGAGUUCCGUCCAGAAUACAGAACGACUAUUCACCAGUUGCAUAGAGCUCUAGUCCUACUGUUAUGAAUAUUAUUAUUGAUCCUUUUUUUGUGAAGAACCCGUUUCUUUACUAUAGAUUUUAAGUUAAAUUUGUUAGAUUUAACCUCAAAGUUUCAUACCUUCACAAAGUUUGUUAUUAUCAAUUUAAAAACAACACUUUACUCAUAUGUAGUCAUGUUUAUGAAUUAUCAUACCUAGGCCCAAUGGUUCAUUAGCUUUCGCCACCAGCCUAAAUACUAAAGAAAACCUUCGUUCAGCUACCGUGAUUUAUUUUAUAUUCUUUAAAAGAAGUUGCCUUAAACGAAAGCUUCAUGUUCUUCAAAGGCUAAUACCAUACAGAAUGUCAGCACCCGAAAUUGAACGUACUAAGAUAAGGAUGCUUCCAAUGGCAUAACAUUUAUACCAAGCUACUCGAAAAGUGAUAAAUAGAUUCAAAAGCUUAAAUUGGAGGAGACAGACCUGCAGAUAAGCCUGUUGUUUUCCUGAAGGAAGAGGAACAAGCUAAGAGUUCUGAUAGAGUAAUAAACACUAACAUGGAAAUUGUCAAUGAAAUGUAGGCCUAAUAUCUUAUGUUUUGUUGCUUGCGAUACGAGGUCAGACCUUCCGUUUGU
Molecule: messenger RNA, 2222 nt
Organism: Cryptotermes secundus
Lineage: Eukaryota; Metazoa; Arthropoda; Insecta; Blattodea; Kalotermitidae
Exons: 6
Coding region: 175-1242 (355 amino acids)
Biological process (GO): positive regulation of Notch signaling pathway
Cellular component (GO): nucleus
Source: RefSeq, a predicted model, not a curated record